Messenger RNA from Limulus polyphemus (Atlantic horseshoe crab), 1874 nucleotides. Its product is annotated as gamma-glutamyl hydrolase-like. Gene Ontology annotation, cellular component: vacuole. Gene Ontology annotation, biological process: tetrahydrofolylpolyglutamate metabolic process. The record is from RefSeq and is a predicted model, not a curated record. The coding region runs from base 103 to 1071 and encodes 322 amino acids. NCBI's taxonomy places the organism in Eukaryota, Metazoa, Arthropoda, Merostomata, Xiphosura, Limulidae. The transcript is spliced from 9 exons. Gene Ontology annotation, molecular function: gamma-glutamyl-peptidase activity.
AACGGAUGUUGAGCUUACAAUCGUAUAACAAGGUCAUAGAAGUUGUGUCUUGAUCGUGUAAAUGCAACUUUUCAUAUUAAAAAUACAAUCUAACUAAAAGUGAUGAAGAAUAGAACACUCAUACUUUUAUGGGCUACCUGUGUUUGGUCAACAGAGGUGAAUGCCGUUACUGAUCGUCCAAUAAUUGGAAUCCUUGCCCAGGAUGCAUAUGAAAUAUUCAGUAAGAAAGAUAACAGUUACAUUGUUGCAUCAUACGUAAAAUAUAUAGAAUCAGCUGGAGCAAGAGUCGUCCCCAUAUUUAUUAAUCAAACACGUGAUUACUACACAAACAUAUUUAAUGCCGUGAAUGGGGUCCUCAUCCCAGGUGGUGGGGCAAAUUUAGAUACAUCUGGUUAUGGAAAAGCUGGAAAAAUUCUGUAUAAUCUUGCAAUAGUGGCCAACCAGAAAGGGGACUACUUUCCAGUUUGGGGAACGUGUCUAGGGUUUGAAUUGUUGACUUACUUGGCAGCAAAUGGCACCUCAUGGAUGAAAUCAUGCUGGACUCAAGAUUUGGCUCUUUCUUUGAAAAUUAGUGAGGGCUAUAAAAAAAGUCGUAUCUUCAAAGCUAUUCCAUCUGAUGUAAUGAAGUAUGUUACUUCUCUACCAGUUGCAAUCAAUUAUCACAAAUGGUGUUUAACACCAGAGAAUUUCACAAAGUCUGGCCUGAAUGAAACAUUCCAGAUUCUCUCCACUAACAAAGAUACCACUGGAAUCACAUUUAUUUCAACUAUUGAGGCUUACAGAUAUCCAUUUUAUGCAAUAGCCUGGCAUCCAGAAAAAAACCUGUUUGAGUGGGUGAACACGAAAUCCCACCACAACAUUCCUCACACAGCAGAAGCUAUCCGAGUUGGACAGCAUUUUGCAAAUUUCUUUGUUGGAGAAGCUCGGAAGAACAACCAUAAGUUUCCAAGCACAAAAGAGGAAGCUUCUUCACUCAUCUACAACUACAACCCUGAAUAUGUUGGUAUUGAAGGCUCCAACUACCAGCAAGUAUUCUUUUUCAAAAGUGGUUUAAAAGCAACGAGUCCUUGACAGCCUUUCUUAUUGCUGGUCAGUUUUUUGUUAACACUAGACUUCAAAGUCUUAACUAAGUCAAACAAGCAAGAAGAUUCCAGAGUUAUUUUUUAAAAUUUUAAUUAAGAAAUACAUGAAUGCUGAUAUAUAAUUACAAUCAGAAAUAAUGUUUACAUUAACUUCUGUUGAUUUUAAGCUAUACAGCUUAGUUGAUAAUGAUGAUCGGUGUUAUUUACAACAAUUGAAAAUUUAGCCUAUAUAUAUAUAGUUCUUUAAAUAAAAAAAAUACUUGUUUUUAAUGUAUAGUUAUUAUCUUAACUUUCCGUAUAUGAUCUUCAUCAUUUUGACUGAUCUUGCCACUAGGCAACCAUGAAAGUAAACAUACUAUAACCUUUAAUGACGUAAAUGUAUCUAUGUGGAAUUUGGAAAGACUUUAGUAAAGAUUACAAGUCUAUAUUCACAAGAAACCAGAUUUUUUAAUUAAAUAUUUUUAUCAAAGAUUUUCCUGAAUUUAUAGAGUCGGAGACAGAGUGUAAGGCAAUUUUCAUAUUAAGAAUAAAAAAAAAUUUUUUUCACCUAUUGGUUUUAAAUUUCAUUUCCAUAAUCUCUAGAACCUGCUAAAUGAAUAUUAGAAGUUUUUCUUAAGUAAAUUUAUUUUAUCUGUAAUUUUCUCUACCAUAACAUUAUACAGACUUGUCCCAUUUGAUUGAUCUUGUAACCAUUACGUAACAAUAUGAAAUAAAUCCAAGUUACCUUUUCAUUUUCUAGAUUGACUGCAGAUUGUAAUAGAAUAUUAAAUCUAUUUAUCCUUAACACCCUCA